UCAUUUUUCUCCAACCAACAAAAUCCAACUCUCCAAAGAUUCCGGCAACUCUUGAUCGUCACUCCAACCGAAGAUGUGGAACCAGCCCUUCCGGAAAGAUGACGUGGAAUCCGGAGCCCGGCCGCUCUACCCCAUGAUGCUCGAGAGCCCCGAACUCCGCUGGUCCUUCAUCCGCAAAAUCUACUCCAUCAUCGCCGUCCAGUUGCUCGCCACCAUCGCCGUCGCCGCCGUCGUCGUCUCCUACCACCCCAUCGCCCACUUCUUCGUCAGCACCGGCGCCGGCCUCGCUCUCUACAUCGUCCUCAUCAUCACUCCCUUCAUCGUGUUGUGUCCGCUGUACUAUUACUACCAGAGGCACCCGGUCAAUUUCAUCCUGCUCGGGAUUUUCACCAUCUCUCUUGCAUUUACCGUCGGAUUGACUUGCGCUUUUACCAGCGGGAAGGUGAUAUUGGAGGCUGCGAUACUCACCGCCGUGGUCGUAAUUGCUCUCACUCUGUACACAUUUUGGGCUGCAAGGAGGGGCCAGGAUUUCAACUUUCUUGGUCCGUUCUUGUCCGGCGCUUUGCUCGUUCUCAUUGUGUUUGGUCUGAUUCAGAUUUUCUUCCCUCUAGGUAAGCUCUCUGUGAUGAUAUACGGGUGCUUGGCGGCGAUCAUCUUUUGUGGAUACAUUGUGUAUGACACAGACAAUCUCAUCAAGCGCUACUCCUACGACGAGUACAUUUGGGCUGCGGUCUCUUUGUAUCUGGAUAUAAUCAACCUGUUCCUUGCUUUGCUCACUAUUUUCAGGAGUGCUGAUUAGCUGAGAGUCAGAGUUUUGCUCUGUCUCAAAUGUUUGUCCUGGUUAUGGUGUAGGAGUAAAUUGUGAGUGAAUGUCACAAGGAAACUAUAACUCUUGUUACUGUACAUUGAUGCAUAGUUGAUUACUUGAUUUGAUGGAUAAUCCUCUGGUUCUUUCCGGUACAUAAUGUGUGUCUAGUUGAAUCAUUACAGUUUUCUCAUCAAUAUAUGGAAGUUAAAUCUUUUGCCU
Molecule: messenger RNA, 1027 nt
Organism: Argentina anserina (silverweed cinquefoil)
Lineage: Eukaryota; Viridiplantae; Streptophyta; Magnoliopsida; Rosales; Rosaceae
Product: protein LIFEGUARD 4-like
Exons: 4
Coding region: 74-799 (241 amino acids)
Source: RefSeq, a predicted model, not a curated record